Nestor notabilis (Kea) is the source of this 2005-nucleotide messenger RNA. RefSeq names its product sorting nexin-16-like. Gene Ontology annotation, molecular function: phosphatidylinositol binding. Gene Ontology annotation, biological process: protein targeting to lysosome; early endosome to late endosome transport; endosome to lysosome transport. Gene Ontology annotation, cellular component: late endosome; early endosome; extrinsic component of endosome membrane. The record is from RefSeq and is a predicted model, not a curated record. The transcript is spliced from 5 exons. The annotation marks the transcript as partial. NCBI's taxonomy places the organism in Eukaryota, Metazoa, Chordata, Aves, Psittaciformes, Psittacidae.
CUAAAAGAUAUGUUUCCGGGCUUUCGGUUGGCCCUUCCACCAAAGCGCUGGUUCAAGGAUAAUUAUAAUCCUGACUUCUUGGAAGAUCGACAGUUGGGACUACAAGCAUUCCUUCAGAACCUAGUAGCUCACAAAGAUAUUGCCAACUGCCUUGCAGUGAGAGAAUUUCUUUGUCUGGAUGAUCCUCCAGGUCCUUUUGACAGUCUAGAAGAGAGCAGGGCUUUCUGUGAAACUCUGGAGGAAACAAAUUACCGCCUACAAAAAGAACUGCUUGAAAAACAAAGGGAGGUUGAGUCACUGAAGAAACUGCUACAUGAAAAGCAACUUCAUAUAGAUGCUGUUGAAAGAAGAAUUAGGGAUUUAUCUUUAGGAAAAAUGACUCGUCAAAUGUCAGGAGAAGGAAGUGAGUGCAGUGGUGAGGUGGAGUCUUCUGCAGUAGAAGCAGACCAGGGUACCCUGGGUGAGGACAGCUGCUCAGAUAAAGAGAACCAUGAUGCAUGCUGGAGUGGCUCUUUGCCUGAAAAUUCUGUACCAGAAAUUGAAGUCGCUGAAGUAGCAUAUACUGCUGAUGAAGAAGAAUAGAUCAGUAGCAGCUGCUGGUACCUGAGAAAGCUUCAUGUCUGGGACAUACUCUUUGGGUAGAGAGGUACAGAGUAGCUGUGAAGAAUUUACAGCAAAGAGCAAGAAUGCACAUAUUGAAUGUUUACAUAAAUCUUUACAAAUUAUUAACAUAAGAAAUAUACCCAUUGCUGCUUUGAUUUCAGUUUUUAUGUAGCCUUUAUAUAUUUAAUAUAUUAAAGUCUAAAUAAGGGCUAAAAUCAGCUAAAGUUUAGAUAGUGUACAUACACAAUUUGGCUGACUUUCCUAGCGGGGUGACAAAAGCUUCACGUUGAAUCACCAAACAUCUAACUAGCAUGUCAUCUGUUGCCACUGAUGUGACACACUUGAUGUGUUCAUCUGUUUGGUAUUUGUGUUUUUGUAUUCUUAUAGCCAUAAAUUAAUGCUUGUUGAAGUAAAAACAGACUCAUCUUUUGUUUAAUAAGAGGGUAGAAUAUGUUGGUUUUAAAUUCUGAAGUUGAAGAAUAUUUCUCCGGAAAUUUUAAUGCAAUGCAAUAGGAAACCUGACAGUACCAAGAGAAGAGUACUUACAAAAUGGGAUUAUAGUUGGACAUUUUUAAAAGACUGGUCAUUUUUGCUGAAGGAAGUAAUAUGAGACCCCCAAAACACUGUGUAUUUUCAUCCCAAGAGAGCAUGCUGUAAUACUUUUGCUUGGUAACACUGCUUUGAAGAUCUGGGAUACCUUUGCUAUAUACCCAUGUAACAAUAAAAUCGGUGAGUUUGCCUUUUACUUGGAACACUACCUCUUACCAUCUUGCUAAUGCAUUCGUGUUUGUUUAAAAAUAGUCCAGAUUAUAUGGAGGUUAUUGAAAGACUUGUAAAGAAGCCAUAUUUUUUUCCUGCACAGUUCAUAACUAGAUUGAAUCUAGUUGCAAUGUAUUUUUGUUUCAAUAUAUCGUACACAUGGGGAUAUUUCUACAUGUGUUCUAUAGCCUAUUUUUCAAAAUGUAUUAAGACAGGAAAUGCACUUUAUAAUUAAAACUCCAUUGUGCCAAGUUCAGUUGGCUAAUCGGUUAAGAAAGAGGAGUUGCAGGGAGAGGAUUAUGUAGUGCCUUUUUGUAUUUUACUUGUUCAUUACUGCAGAAUUUUGUUACAGUGCUCUGGGUCAGUUCUGUGGAACCUUUGAUACAACUUGUUUCUGUUCUUCACUUAUUUACUGAAAGUGCCUUGUUUUAUUCUGCUUUUCCAAUAGGAAGAAUGCUGGUUUGUUUUAAUCUGGUUUUUUUUUUUUCGCCCUAUACCACCCACAUUGCCGUUUAAUGUUGUCAAUAUGCAGUGUCUUUGUGCUGGAGUUUUCAAAGGGAGCUUUGUACUUGAGGCUGUGCAUACAAUGACCUUUAUGCAGAACUGUAUAAACCUUCCUGGUGAAAUAAAGCUAUGGAUAAAA